AAUAAUAAACCUUACAAAUAUUGUAAUGCAGUAAUGAUGUGAUUUUUCUGCACUUUGAACAUUAACCUACCUCUUUUUGGGAAGUGAAUUUGUGCUUAAUUGUUCGUAGAAGAAAGUGUUCUACUGGAACGCAUGAUGUCCGCCGAGGAAAGGACCCAAAGUACAAUAAUUCAUCAUCCGAUAACAUUGCCGCGGUGUCCUAACCGUAACGUGUAGAAAUUAUCUGGAUAAAAAUAUGGGUUUGAUCUUCAGGAUGGCGAUGUUGUUACUUUUGAUUGGUAUCAUGGUGCAGGCAUGUUUAGGGGUGGAGAUUGAGGUGCCUCCUAGUGGAGAGAUUUGUAACACAACCGGCUCGGCUCAGGUGAACUAUGAGUUCUCAACGGACGUGGUCCCCGGCGAGCAUAUCGUGACAUUUCGUGGAUACUACCCCAAGUCGGCAAGGGACAACUAUGUUGGAGCUGCCAUGAGGAAUGCUGGAGUGACCAACUGGACCAUAGUACCUCGGUCGAACCCUGCAGCCGAUUAUCCCAGCGAUUUUGAUGUCAUCUCCUUUGAUGCCAAGUGGAUGAAGGCAGCUAUUGGGGCAUUAGAAGACCACCCGGCAGUCAAGCGCGUGACGGUGCAGCGGUUCGUCCAACGAACUAUAAAAUAUAUUGAUGAGGAGGACUGCGGAUCAUCAGACUGUCUGUACAGUGGCUGGAGGAACCACCGGGCCCGGGCACUUCACUCGCUCCGCCAGACUAAACAGACGUCGUACAACUCCCGUAAGCUGCUGCGCACUGUGCCGCGUCAGAUCACGUCGGUGCUGCGAGCCGACGUGCUGUGGGCUCUCGGGGUCACAGGCGAGGGCAUACGCGUGGCAGUCUUCGACACGGGUCUCGCCCGCCACCACCCGCACUUCUCCGGAGUACAGGAACGCACGGACUGGACCGGCGAGCAGUCGGCCGACGACGCUCUAGGCCAUGGGACCUUCGUGGCGGGGGUGAUUGCGUCACAGAAGCACUGCCUCGGCCUCGCACCUAAUGCGCUGCUGCAUAUCUUCAGGGUGUUUACGGAUAAUCAGGUAUCCUACACUUCUUGGUUUCUGGACGCGUUCAACUACGCCAUCAUGCGCAAGAUCGACGUGCUGAACCUCAGCAUCGGCGGACCAGACUUCAUGGACCACCCCUUCGUCGACAAAGUGUGGGAGCUCAGCGCUAAUAAGGUGAUAAUGGUCUCAGCGAUCGGCAACGACGGCCCUCUAUACGGAACCCUGAACAACCCGGCGGACCAGAUGGACGUGAUCGGCGUGGGCGGCAUCGGCUUCGACGACAGAGUGGCCCGGUUCUCCUCCCGCGGGAUGACCACCUGGGAACUGCCUGAGGGCUACGGUCGCAUGAAGCCCGACAUCGUGACCUACGGCAGCGGCGUCCGCGGGUCAGCCGUCAACGGGGGCUGCCGGUCGCUCAGCGGCACAUCAGUAGCAUCACCAGUAGUAGCUGGCGCCAUAGCCCUGCUAGCGAGCGGCGUCCCACGCUCGCACCUGUCGCCGGCGUCGGUGAAACAGGCGCUGACGGCCACGGCUAGACGGCUUCCGUCGGCCAACAUGUUCGAACAGGGCCAUGGGAAGCUUGAUCUUAUUGCUGCGUUCCAGUACCUAGCAGACUACACCCCGCGAGCGACCCUCAGCCCUCCAUACAUCGACCUGACAGAAUGCCCCUACAUGUGGCCUUAUUGCACGCAACCGAUCUACUACAGCCAACAGCCGACCAUUGUCAACGUCACCGUGACUAACGGGCUCGGCGUUGCGGGGAUCAUUAAAGAAGUUACCUGGCACCCGUACCUCCCAGACGGGGGCCUCCUCACAGUAUCCGCGUCGCACUCGGAGCCGCUCUGGCCGUGGUCGGGCUGGCUGGCGCUGCGCCUCGCCGCCGCACAGAGCGCCGCCGCCGCCGACACCACCGCCCAGGGCCACGUGAACAUAACAAUCGAGAGUCACUUGGAAUUCGGGGAAGGCACCAUUAACCAGACGCUUAUGCUUCCAAUAAGGGCGAAAAUAAUCCCGGUCCCCAACCGUUCCCGCCGCCUCCUCUGGGACCAGUUCCACAGCCUCCGCUACCCCGGCGGGUACUUCCCUCGUGACGACCUUCGAGCCAAGCAUGACCCCCUCGACUGGAGGGCUGAUCAUCCUCAUACGAACCAUCGGGAAAUGUACAAAAGGCUUCGGGAUCACCAGUACUAUGUAGAAGUGGCAGGAACUCCGUUAACCUGCAUCGACAUGUCACUAUACGGAGCGCUGCUAUUGGUGGAUCCAGAAGACGAGUAUUUCCCCGAAGAACUGGCCGCUUUGAAGAAGGCCGUCGACGAAGGACUGUCAUUGGUCGUGUUCGCUGAUUGGUACAAUGCCACUCUGCUCAAGCAUGUCAAGUUCUAUGAUGAGAACACGAGGCAGUGGUGGAUACCCGAGACCGGCGGUGCCAACAUACCGGCGCUGAACGAUCUACUCGGCAUGUUCCAGAUAGCGCUCGGCGACCGCGUGUUCACCGGCCCGUUCCGCCUGCCCCCUCACGCCAUGUUCUACGCGAGCGGCACCCACGUCCACACCUUCCCCGCACACGGGCUGCUGGUCACCGCGCAACUACACGACCAGGCCCGCCAGAUAAUGUCGGGCGAGAAGGCGGGCGCGGAGGGCGAGGGCGACACGAUGGCGGUGCCCGUGCUAGGCCUGCUGCAGACGGGCGCCGACUACGCCAACGACACCGACGCCGUGCCCAAGGCCGGUCGUAUAGUGGUCUACGGCGACUCCUCCUGUCUCGAAGGAGGCGCGAGCAAGCCCUGCCAUUGGCUGCUUCUAUCCGCAUUGCAAUACGCGAUAGCCGGGCACGUGCCGCAAGCUCUGAGGGACAUGGCCACGCCGCAUAAGGACAACCACAUUAUACCGUCAGAGCUCCCCCAACGAGCACCCGGCGGCCGCCUCGAGCUAUAUUCCCGCGUACUAGCUCGCGACGGCAGCGGGCCGCGGCCCCCGCCCCCCUGCCCCGCGCCGCCGCCGCUGCCCCCGCGCCCGGUGCCCGCGCCCCCGCGUAGGACCUUCGUGCCGAGGCCGCCGCCCCAAGACCAUGGUAUCCUCGAGACGGACAGCACAGAGCGCGCGCGCCGGGCCUGGCGUGGGGCGGGCGCCCCCCCCCGAGCGUCCAGCGCCGCCGGCUACGAGGCCACCAGCUGGCGCCUGCUGCUGCUGCUCGCGGCCGCCGCCUCGCUCUACGUGGCCACUGCGCUGUGGAACAGAUGCGGUCGCCGCCUGCGCAGGCGCCGGGUUCUGUCGCUGAGCACCUAGCACAGGGCCAAGCAGGGCCAGCACAGGCCUAGGCCCAAACACGAACCUAACUGAACUGAUCAAUAACGACCGUGCCCACUGGUAGGCCAGAUUUAUGCUCUAAAUGAAAUAUACUAUGAUCAACAACGACCCUGCCCGCUAGUAGGCCAUGUUUAUACUCUAAACUAAAUAUACUGUAUGUAUAGUUGGUUGUCAUUGCUGUUGAGACAAGUGGCGUACUAACCUUAUUUCCUGUCUCACU
This is a messenger RNA of Plutella xylostella (diamondback moth), 3557 nucleotides long. Lineage: Eukaryota; Metazoa; Arthropoda; Insecta; Lepidoptera; Plutellidae. The record is from RefSeq and is a predicted model, not a curated record.